Messenger RNA from Telopea speciosissima, 496 nucleotides. Its product is annotated as dCTP pyrophosphatase 1-like. Gene Ontology annotation, molecular function: nucleoside triphosphate diphosphatase activity. The record is from RefSeq and is a predicted model, not a curated record. Gene Ontology annotation, biological process: nucleoside triphosphate catabolic process. The coding region runs from base 31 to 480 and encodes 149 amino acids. NCBI's taxonomy places the organism in Eukaryota, Viridiplantae, Streptophyta, Magnoliopsida, Proteales, Proteaceae. The transcript has 2 exons.
ACCCAUUGAUAGAGAGAGAGAGAGAGAGAGAUGACAGAGGUUUCACAAGGUGAGGGUGUUACGCUCGAGGAGCUGAAGAAUAAAAUGGCGGAUUUUGCGAGAGAAAGAGACUGGGAUAAGUUCCACAGCCCUAGAAAUCUCCUUCUGGCUCUGGUGGGAGAAGUGGGAGAGUUAUCUGAGAUUUUCCAGUGGAAAGGAGAGGUACCAAAGGGUCUGCCAGAUUGGAAAGAAGAAGAGAAAGAUCACCUUGGGGAGGAACUUUCAGACGUUCUGCUAUACCUCGUCAGGCUCAGUGAUAUCUGUGGAGUUGAUCUCGGUAAAGCUGCCCUUCGUAAGGUUGAGCUUAACGCCAUUAAGUACCCAGUUAAGCUCUGUAAGAGUUCUUCAAAGAAACACACCCAAAUCGCCGCCACAACCACCACCACCACCACCACUGACAACGAAGGUGAAAGCAACAAGAGCUGCUCUGAAGACGUUUGAUCUUUUUCCCAUAUGG